Molecule: messenger RNA, 2375 nt
Organism: Rhagoletis zephyria (snowberry fruit fly)
Lineage: Eukaryota; Metazoa; Arthropoda; Insecta; Diptera; Tephritidae
Gene: Hs6st
Product: heparan sulfate 6-O-sulfotransferase
Cellular component (GO): membrane
Molecular function (GO): heparan sulfate 6-sulfotransferase activity
Source: RefSeq, a predicted model, not a curated record
UGUUAAUUAAAAACGGUUGCAUUUAUGCAUAACUGUAUUGUUGCGCUCAUAUGCAUUCGUACAUAUGUCUGUGCGCUGUCGAAGCGCGGCAUGAUGUUGCAGCCGGACAUACUUGCCUACAAUGAGGCGAUAAUGCCACCGCCUGGGGCUGUAAGAGCUGCAGCAGCGGCGGGAGCGACGAACAACGCGUAUGGUGUUCGCCAUUACCAGCAUCACACCUCAGGCAGCGGUGGGUCUGCUGUUGCGCUGGCGUCCACAUCAGCGUUUAAUACUAAAUCAAUACAACAGAAUGUAAUUAUCGCUAACGCGGGACUCAGCUAUGAGGAUGUUCUCAACGAUGAUUUUCAGUUCGACAUGGACGGACAUGACGUCAUGGUGUUCCUGCACAUACAGAAGACCGGAGGCACAUCAUUUGGACGGCAUUUGGUGCGUGACUUGGAUUUGAAGCGACCUUGCGAAUGCCAGCGCCAGCGCAAGCGUUGCUAUUGCUUCCGUCCACAUCGCAACGAAAAUUGGCUAUUCUCACGCUACUCAACCGGCUGGAAGUGUGGCCUGCACGCAGAUUGGACGGAAUUGACUAGUUGUGUCGACAUCGAGCUGGACAAGAAUGAGGGUGAGACGGCGAAGCGGAGAUACUUCUACAUAACACUGCUUCGCGAACCCAUUUCGCGUUACAUGUCCGAGUACCGGCAUGUGCGGCGCGGUGCUACAUGGAAAGGUUCGCGCCAUUGGUGUCUCGGACGCCAAGCCACCGCGACUGAAUUGCCACCCUGCUACAAGGGCAAGGAUUGGUUGGGCGUGGAGUUGGAUGAAUUCGCCGCGUGCGAGUCCAAUUUAGCAGCCAACCGGCAGACACGCAUGCUGGCCGAUCUGGCGUUAGUAGGCUGUUACAACAAGACUGCAAUGCCGGCGCACGAACGCGACCGCGUGAUGUUGGCGAGCGCUAAACGCAAUUUGGCUGCUAUGGCAUACUUUGGACUCACCGAGUAUCAGAAGAUGUCGCAGUACAUUUUCGAAGAGACAUUCAAUCUUCGAUUUGCGAUACCUUUUGAGCAACACAAUACAACAAUUUCUGCGUCGGCGGUGAACAAUUUGCGACCAGAUCAAAAGAAGCGUAUCGAGGAGCUGAACAGCUUGGAUGUCGAGCUAUAUGCCUUUGCAAAGAAUUUACUAUUCCAAAGGUACGGUUCAUCGAAAUUUGAGCAUUUAAAAGCGAAAGACAACGAUUUUGAAAAGCGAUUCGCCAACUUGGGCAAUAUCUAUUACAAACAGGGUGUUACGGAAUUCAAUUGGGACAGCAAUAUAGAUGAAACGCUAAGCACUGAUCAUUGAAACCAAAUAUACAUAUACAAACAUAUAUAGAUAUUAGAGCUUGGCGUUUAAAGGAUAUCAUGGCGAGCUAUAAAAGUAGCUAUGGGCUGCAUAAUUGCGAAAAGGACUUUAAUCUAGUUUUAAAAAUAAAUUUAAAACUAAAUAUAAGUAAUAACUGAUAGAAAAUAGUAGAUCUACGCAUUAACUGGAUUUUGUAUUGUUUUGCUGUUUUAGCUAUACUGAUUUUUGUGUAAUCAGUUUAAUUAUUAUUCGUCUGUAGCUAUUGUAAAUAUAUUUCCCGAGUCUCUAGUGUAUGGUUUUUGAGUUGAAUGUUGAAAUUCGCAAGUCACAAUUAGUCGCAAGUCAUUUUAUUGUAUACUGUAUUAGUUGAAAUACCUAUAGUAAUAUGAUUUCACUGUUACACUAAGAAAAUACGCUAAGCCAAAAUUAGUUAAGAUUUAAAUUAUAAGCUUAGGGCCUAAUGUUUAGGCAAACGGAGAGUAUUUUUUUUUACUUUUACCACAUAUAGACUACAUACAUGCAUACAAAAUGUGUUUAUAUUAGAAUACCUACUUUUUAGCAAUACAAAGUAUUUAUAUACAUAUACAUAUAUGUAUACAUAUACAUAUGUACAUAUGUAUGUGACAGUUAAAAUAUCAAUCCCAAAAGUUAAUGUAAUCGGUUUCUGUAUUCAUCAAACCCAGAAAAUGCAUUAAGAACUAUCGGAAUUAAAAUUGUCACUUCAAUCGCCAAAUGCCACUUUUGCACGUUUAAAUUAUAUUUCAGAAAUCAUUGGAUAACGUAUGUAAAUACCAUUGUAUGAAACUACUUUCAAGUAUGGGCCUAUUUAUUGAUUUCAGUUUUUGGCCCGAUUCCGGCCGAUCUAUUUGGCAAUAGUAUUGUUAGUCAAAGUAAUUUUAUAAGACAAUAAUAAAUUCAAAAUGAGAUGGAAUAUGAUUAUGGUUGCGUAAAAAAUAUAUGUAUAUGGCUUGUGCAAAAAUAAAACGGUAAACCACUAAAAAAGAAAAUUCAAUGCGGAAUAAAAUAAAUUCGACAAAAUAAUA